Messenger RNA from Bursaphelenchus okinawaensis, 2549 nucleotides. The record is from the annotation of a GenBank genome assembly. Lineage: Eukaryota; Metazoa; Nematoda; Chromadorea; Rhabditida; Aphelenchoididae.
AUGGAAGUUUCUCCAGCUCCAACACCGCCUACGGACGUUACAACAAUGCCGCUGGCUUUUUGUAAAGUGAGUUUUGACAUUUUUUGAAUUUUUCUUUAGGUUUUUAAAUUUUUAUUGUUUGGUAACCUUUGAAUAGGUACCAUUGCUAUACUAGUCUUUAUAUUGUGAGGGCUUUGAAGCCUAUGUUUUGGUCAUUACGAAGACUUUAACCUUAUAUUUUAACUAACUAAACUCAAAAAAUCGCCAAAAACAUCAAAAAUUUAAGCUUUCCAGUCCUUUUAACACUACCAACUAAAAUUCAAAUACCGUAACAUAAUCCAGACCAAAUCAUCAGCCAAAAACAAGACACCAUAGUCCAUGCAAUCCGGUUAAAUUUACUCAAAACUCCUUGUUCUUUGAGUUUUAGAGACAUGUUUUUGAAUUCAGUAAUUUUAGUAGAUGUUUCACGUUUGUUUACACUCGACUAACCAACGCGGCCGUUACCGUGAGUUAAUCACGUUGUUAUAUAAAGAAGCGUUCCCUUCCCUACAACAAAAUUUUUCGUGAUUUAAGGAAGUUGCUUAAUUCAUUUGAUGCUGGUUUUACAGUGUUUUUCGUGAGGGUUUGCUUUACUUUUUGUUUUUGUGAGUUGUACAAUAGUAACGGUAACCAAAUUUGUAUGGCAGUGGUAACUAGGCGUAAAGAGUGGUGUACUAAAGCCAAAUUUUAGGCCAAAAUGAACGAAAGAGACCUUAUGCGCAUAACUCUUUAAGAAUAGGCCCUUAUACCUACCCAACAAACAGACUGUUUUCUGCUAUACAUUGUACAGUAUUCUGAAUCUGGUAUACUAAAAAUGACGAAGUGAAGCAAACUUUUGAUAUUUCAUCAGAAACAAAGGCAAAUUGCUAGAGUUUGACCCAUGUUGUUGUCUGAUUAAGAUGGUAUUUUUGUUGUAAUGUACUACCAUAAGUUUAACCAGACUUUAAAACAUCACCUAAAGCGGAAAAUGACCCUUGUUAUCGUAAUAAAGGUCAUUUUUCUUAGUUUAUCAAGCUUAGUCAUAAAAUUGCUCAUGUUGCCAUUAAAUAAUCCGCCUUUAUUAGGUUGUUCAGAUAAUUCUGAGCUUCUAAUCCCGAAAAUUUGCUUUGAGAGGGAGCACACAAUUAUUUGAACAACCUAAUAAAUCCAAUUUUUAAACUAUUCUAACAUUCUCCUUCACAUAACUUCCAAUCCUACCCUAAUCCCAAAUUUUCAGAUCCAAAAACCAUGUUCAAACAGCUAUUCCUUUUCCUACUGCUCGUCCUACUACCUUUCACAAUCGAUGCCAAACCCGCUCCACAGCUCGGAUUCGCGGAUUCCAGUAUGUCUGGUACGAUCCUAUCGCCUUGGGGUGGCGGUCUCGGCGGUUCUUACACUAACCCUUAUGGCAGCUUCUCAAAUUCGUAUAGUAGUGCAGGACGAUACAAUAAUGCGGCCGGCUUUUUGUAAAGUAAGUUUCGGUUAAGCGUGUUACGGGUAGUAAGCUACCAACUUUCAAUAAAUUUAAAGGCACCAACUAAUAGAUAAAAAAACGUCAGCUAAUCAAUAAUAAUCGAUAAGCGUUACGGAAACUUGUAAUAAUACUAAAAAAUAUGUUGAAGUAGCUGGAUUCAAAAGCUCAAAAAUGACCUCUGAAAAGCCGAAACUGAAGUGAAACCAGGUUCUAAACUUUUAGCAGACAUUUUGAAUUUUAGCACUCUGACAAAUUAAAUUAAAAAACAUUUAUCAGACAGCUUAAAUACAACUUCAAGUACGCAGAGUUCAAUCUCUUGCCAGUAAACAAAAACCCUAGCCUUACACGACAAUUUAGAGUUCAUCAUGGUAAAUUUUCACGUAGAAAUGAGUUAACUUUUUCGAAACAACCCAUACCUUCCUUGACCUCAUUCAUAAAAAUUUGCAUUAAAAUCCUUACAGGUCUUAAACACAACUUUAAAAAUAAACGAUCGAACUCAAAAUCAAAAUUGCCAAUUAUAUUACAGUUCUGUUUAUACAAAAACGUAAUGUUGUUACUCUUUGAGGUUCGAACUUUUUCGAAUUAAAAACAUUACUUAAGGAGUUAAAAUUAUUUCCACGUAGGAACGCAUCAAAACAACCUCUAAUUUAUCGUACAAGCCUACAUUGUUUACUGGCUUGAAAGUUAAGUACUCAAGACGGUAUUUAAGCAGUCUGUUAAGCGUUUUUUUAAUUUAAUUUGUAAGAAUUCUAAAAUUUUAAAGUCUACUGAAGGGUUUGGGCCUGGUGUCACCUUAUUUUUGGUUUUACAAAGGUUACCUUUGAGCUUCUGAAGUUAAGACGUUUAGGUUAAGACGUUUAGAGUAAUACCUUCUAAGUUGCCUAUAGACCAUUCUAGGUCUUACCUAUCGAUUUUAAAGGCCUCAUCUGACUAUUUUAGAAAUAUUACCUAUAUAUAUAAUCUAUUUGACAUCGACAAUACAGUAUCAUCUACAAUCUAUUGUACUCUAUCAACAACACAUUUAACCUCUUCCUAAUUUCAGAUCCCCGAAAUCUUCUCUAUACUGCUCCAAAUUUAG